GAAUACAGUAACAAUAACAAAUAGUAGUAAACAAUUUUUUAGGUUAAAAGUUUCACAUUUUCGUAAUUCGCAAUAUUUAUGAUGAAUUAAAAUACUUAAAAUAUAUAAAUUAUCAUACGCAAAGUACCAGGGAGUUUAUUAUUUAUCAGAAUGCCAGUACCUUGUGCUACUGGAUGUGGGAGAAAUGCGUCCCUAAAGCGUCCCAAAACAGGUGAUGCGUUAUGCAAAGAAUGUUUUUUCUGGGCGUUCGAAACCGAGAUUCACUUUACUAUCACAAGAGGUGAACUAUUUAACCGCGGUGACUCCGUGGCGGUGGCCGCGUCCGGCGGCAAAGACUCCACGGUGCUGGCACAUGUCCUUAAAACUUUGAACGAGAGAUACAACUAUGGCUUAAAUCUCAUUCUUUUGUCUAUUGAUGAAGGUAUCACUGGUUAUCGUGAUGACAGUCUUGAAACAGUUAUGCAGAACAGUGCGGACUAUGUGAUGCCACUCAAAAUUUUAUCAUACAAAGAUUUGUAUGGAUGGACUAUGGAUGAAAUUGUUGCUCAAAUUGGAAGGAAGAACAACUGCACCUUCUGUGGUGUGUUUCGGAGGCAGGCGUUAGAUAGAGGCGCUGCUUUACUGAAUGUUAAAUGUAUAGCAACUGGCCAUAAUGCUGAUGAUAUUGCCGAGACUGUGCUAAUGAAUGUAUUGAGAGGAGAUAUUGCAAGAUUGAAGAGAUGCACUGCUAUAUCAACUGGAAGUGAAGGCACCAUACCUAGAGUGAAACCAUUGAAGUAUUCCUAUGAGAAAGAAAUAGUAAUGUACGCUCAUUACAAGAAGCUUGUCUACUUUUCCACUGAAUGUGUAUUUGCUCCAAAUGCAUACAGGGGUCAUGCACGAGCUCUGCUUAAAGAUUUGGAGAAAAUUAGACCUACUUGCAUUAUGGAUAUUAUAUACUCAGGUGAAACAAUGUCUGUCAAAGAAGAAGUGACACUGCCAACACAAAGGACAUGCUCCAGGUGUAACUUUGUAUCUUCACAAGAAGUAUGCAAAGCUUGUGUACUCUUAGAAGGUUUGAAUAAAGGCCUCCCAAAACUCGGUAUUGGCAAAAGUUCCAAAGCCAAGAGAAUGCUAGAAGAAUAUAAUGCUAAACAGAAUGACAGUUUACAAGAAGCUAUAAGCGAAAUAAAUGACGAGUUCAAGAAAAACAAUUGCAUAUCUAAAGGCAAAGUAUGCAAGUCGAAUUGUAAAAGUAAGGAAAAUAAACACAGUACAACAGAUUUAAAUACAGUAGAUGCAAACACAAACAGCUGUGAACAAGUACAUAGCAAUGAAGUGACAGAUGACAAUAAAGAAACAAAAUGUUGCAACAAAAAACAGUAUUGUACUAAUAAAAAAACAAAUGAAACAAAUGAAUCAAAUUCAAAAGCUGAAAAGCUUUUAGCUGAAUACGGAAUACCGGAAUCUAGUGAUAAACCUAAUUCAAUUGAAGAAACAAAUUCAUCACAAGACAAAGUGUGUGAGAUUGAUGUUAGUAAUUCAGUUGAUAAUGAAGAAUUUGAUGUAGAUCUUCACACAAAUGAUGAAGUUAUAUUAAAAGAGGAAGAUAACACAUGCGCUGGGGCAUGUGGAAAAGUAGAUUCCUUGCACAUAGGUUUUUGACAGUGAAUAUUUUAAAUAUCACAUAUGAAUCUUUUAUUUUUAAUUAAAUAACAGAUUAAAUUAUUGUAAUUAUUCUAGUAAAUAUGUUUAUAAAUUAGAA
Molecule: messenger RNA, 1744 nt
Organism: Bicyclus anynana (squinting bush brown)
Lineage: Eukaryota; Metazoa; Arthropoda; Insecta; Lepidoptera; Nymphalidae
Gene: Ctu1
Product: cytoplasmic tRNA 2-thiolation protein 1
Exons: 5
Coding region: 151-1644 (497 amino acids)
Biological process (GO): tRNA wobble position uridine thiolation
Cellular component (GO): mitochondrion; cytosolic tRNA wobble base thiouridylase complex
Molecular function (GO): tRNA binding
Source: RefSeq, a predicted model, not a curated record